AUGGACUGUCAGAUGUUGCCUUUAGAGGUUUUCGAGACCAUCCUCACAUAUCUGGAUCUUGACUCCGUCAAAGCCCUUCGUCUAACAAACCGAGGGCUCGCGGGAAAGUGCAUCGGACCCCGGUUCUUAGCCACCAUUCAACAACCGAUUUUCGAAGUAUCGCUAGAGAAUCUUCGUUCAUUUCAUGCCUUGGCCUGUAGCCCUUCUCUCAGCAAGAGGAUCCAUUCGCUGACCCUUCUGGCAACAAGCUUAGACUCUUCCGAGUUAGAGAAGAACGUGAAGUGUGGACAAUACGCUGCGCGGAGUCUCAAUGGGCCCUUUUUUGAAUCUUCUACCAUCGAUUAUUCCCCCGAAGAACUGUCAAAGGCCAUCUCUGACCUUGGCUGGUUAAGAGAGCAGCAACAAGCAAGGGCCAAUGAGUCAUCAAGCGAGAUGGUUAAGCUUCUUCAACUUGCGCUCGAGGGAUUUAGCAAGUUGGAUUCGAUUCACUUAGAUGCUGCGUUCAUGCUCGGACGUACGAACAGAGAAUCGGCCGAUUAUGGGGAGUGGCAUCCACUCUGGAUGCGAGCGUCGCACGUAUUCUCCGUGCUUUUGACGGCAAUAGUUCACAGUGGGGUUUCAGUCAAGAAACUCGACAUAUAUCGCGAUACUCCCAGAUGCUGUAUUCCAUCCGGUCGCAUCACCACCUAUGCAUCAACCUUCAGCCCGGGCCAGCUAGGGAUACUAGGCAAGGGUCUAGAAUCUCUAAAACUUAGCAUGUCUGGGGAGAUACAUGACACUUUGGACAUCGCCGGAUCAGAAGACGAGGACGGCUGGGGGGGACUUUUAUCCCGCGAUGAUCCUCGUGCAGUGCUAGCUGAUGGCACCCCGGGAAUUGUAUCCCUACUCAAACCCGCGUCGGCUCUUCGAGAGCUGGACCUAUCUUUCCGUAAUACCCUAAUAGAUGGGAAGCUGGAAAGCUACGACCGGAUCAUAGCAAGUAUUUCUCAGGAAACCCAGUUCCCGAGCCUUGAAACAUGUGCACUUUCUGGUUUCAUGGCAAAAGGCGAGUCGAUUCUGCUAUUACUCCAGAAACAUGCCGAUCUCCACUCUCUCACGUUGCAUGAGUGUACUCUGACGACUGGGUCAUGGACACCAAUUAUUUCGCAUAUCGACCAAUCUAUGCCAAGCCUACAGAGCCUCAGCCUCUCGAACCUGUAUGGAAAGCAUACGCAGAAUCUGAAGUAUGCACAAAAUGCCGAUUCCGUUGAUUCAAACGGUAGAGAUCAACAAGAAGAGGAGGGCGAGCAGGAGGUCGAUGGAAUUAUGAAUCUUCAUCCCGUCUGGGACACCGAUCAACAACCCCGUUCGAGGUACCUGCAGGAGCCUGGAGGGAAAUGCGUGCACACCAGGAGCUUUACCCGUGAAGAAUUGAAGAAAGGGCUUGUUUUUCGGCCGCUAAGAAGGGGAUGGGGACGGGUUAAAGGCUCUUUUGAGCUUAUGCAGUGGAGAAAGUCUCGGAGAGCACUUUAUGGACCUCCGUAG
This is a messenger RNA of Aspergillus bombycis, 1524 nucleotides long. RefSeq lists its product as uncharacterized. The record is from RefSeq and is a predicted model, not a curated record. Bases 1 to 1524 code for a protein of 507 amino acids. NCBI's taxonomy places the organism in Eukaryota, Fungi, Ascomycota, Eurotiomycetes, Eurotiales, Aspergillaceae. The transcript has a single exon.